Molecule: messenger RNA, 1135 nt
Organism: Rhizophagus irregularis DAOM 181602=DAOM 197198
Lineage: Eukaryota; Fungi; Glomeromycota; Glomeromycetes; Glomerales; Glomeraceae
Source: RefSeq, a predicted model, not a curated record
AAUGAAGGAGGAUUUGGUACUAUAUAUAAAGCUACUUGGUUAAAGAAUAAUAUAAGGAAAGAAGUAAUUCUUAAAUGCCAUAAAAAUUUGAAUGAAAAUUUAAAUGAAUUUUUAAAAGAAUGGGAAUAUCAUAAAAGUGUUUUAAGUUCGAGUGAUGUUAUAGAUUUUUAUGGAUUUACAGAAGAUCCAAAUACUUCAAAAUAUAUGGUAGUAAUGGAUUAUGCAAAUAAAGGUAAUUUAAGAGAAAAUUUAACAAGAAUAGUUGAAAAGAAAUGGGAUCAAAAAUUAUUUAUGUUGUACAAAAUUAUUUCUGGACUUAGUAUGAUACAUGAAAAAGACCUUAUUCAUUGUGAUUUUCAUGAUGGCAAUAUUUUAAAUCAUAAUGAUGAUAAUAAUGAUAAAAUUUUUAUUAGUGAUUUAGGAUUAUGUCAACCUGUAAAAUCAUUUUUGAAAAAGUAUGAUAUUUAUGGUGUCAUAACAUUUAUUGCUCCUGAAGUUUUAAGAGGCAAAUCUUAUACCCCAGCUAGUGAUAUAUAUAGUUUUUCUAUGAUUAUGUGGGAACUUACAUCUGGAAUACCACCAUUUAAUAAUAGAGCACAUGAUAUUCAACUUAGUUUAAGUAUUUGUAAAGGUGAACGUCCUGAAAUUGUUGAAAAUACUCCACAAUAUCCAUCAGAAAGACCAUCUUCUAAAGAAGUAUUAAAUAUUAUUAGAAAAUGGAUUUUUCCUCCUUUUGGUGAGGAAAUUGAAGAAUUUAAUGAAGAAUUAAAAUGCAAUAUUAUGGAAUUUAUAAAUGCACCAAUUGGGCAUAACAAUCUAGCUACAAAAUCUCAUCCUAAAGCAUGUUAUACAAGUCGCUUACUUGAUUUUACUAGUAAAAAAUUGAAUGAAAUUCUUGAAAGUGAAGAUUCACAAGCAUAUGAUUGUGUAAUUAGAGAUUCAAGGUCAUUAGGUAUUGAAGGUUCACAAGCUAGUGUAAAAGCGAAUGAAAUGCUAGCAAGUGAAGAUUUGAAUGAUUAUAUAAUUAAAGAUUUGGAGUCAUUAGGUAUGUGCUAUGAUAUAUAAUAUUUGAUAUUAUGCAUUCAACAGAAAUUGUUCUUGAUUUUAUUCUUUUUGGAUUUAUUUAAACACUAAG